Setaria italica (foxtail millet) is the source of this 348-nucleotide messenger RNA. RefSeq lists its product as uncharacterized. The transcript has a single exon. The record is from RefSeq and is a predicted model, not a curated record. Lineage: Eukaryota; Viridiplantae; Streptophyta; Magnoliopsida; Poales; Poaceae. Bases 1 to 348 code for a protein of 115 amino acids.
AUGGCGGCGGGCUACGCGGAGGAGCUCCUGGGCAGGGUGUCGAGCCUGGUGGAGACGUGCACCCGGCGCGUGUCGCGCGCCACCCGUCGUCUCCUCCGGCACCGGAAGACGAGGCCGCCGCCGGCGCUGUGCGCGCGCGGCGCGGCCAUCGACAAGAAGGGCGGCGAGGUGGCGCUGUGGAGCCGGCGGAUCCUGAUGGGGGAGCGGUGCCAGCCGCUGGACUUCGCGGGCGCCAUCCACUACGACAGCUCCGGGCGGCGGCUGGCGCGGCCGCCCACGCCGCGCUCCGCGUCCUCCCUGUCCUGCCGCUCCUGCGACGCCAGCUACCUGGAGCACGCCGACGCCUGA